Molecule: messenger RNA, 1817 nt
Organism: Erpetoichthys calabaricus (reedfish)
Lineage: Eukaryota; Metazoa; Chordata; Cladistia; Polypteriformes; Polypteridae
Gene: rdh1
Product: retinol dehydrogenase 1
Exons: 5
Coding region: 345-1361 (338 amino acids)
Molecular function (GO): oxidoreductase activity
Source: RefSeq, a predicted model, not a curated record
UCCCAGGUCGGGGGUGUGUGUGUGCGUGAGUUGUUUUUUUCCCUAUAUUUUGCAGUUUAACUUGUGUGUUUCCCUGUUUACUUGGGAGUGGGACAAGUGACUCGAAAGGACUGCCUCUGGCCACUUUUCGUUUUCUUUGACUCGUGACAGUAUUCCAUUAGUCAGUGUGUGCAACAGUGCCCAGUAUGCUGUAUACCAAUUCAUUGGACUGAAUUCUGCCUUGGCACACUUUCAAUAAAGAGGAGAUUUGGACUUUAGCUUGCAAAUCUGGUCUGCCUGCUUCAGCCUCAACCUAAAAAGAAACAUUUCUGAAAGGACUUGAAAAAGAAAUCAGGAUCACCAACAUGUCUUGUCUUUUAGACCCACCGUGUUUGGCCCUGGCUGCCUGUGCUCUCCUGACUGCACUUGUCUGGUUUGUAAGAGACAGCCUGAAAAUCAGCGACAUUGACCAGAAAUACGUCUUCAUCACAGGAUGCGAUUCAGGCUUUGGGAAUCAACUAGCAAAACAGUUGGACCGCCAAGGAUUCCGUGUAAUUGCUGCAUGUCUGACUGAGAAAGGGGCAGCUGAGUUGAAGACUUCUGCCACCCCCAGGCUGAAGACGGUACUUCUGAAUGUGGUGGACGGCAAAAGCAUCGAUGAAGCAGUGGUGUUUGUGAAGGCAGAGGUUGGGGAAGAAGGUCUAUGGGGCCUCGUCAACAAUGCUGGUAUACUACUAGCACUUCCUCCUACAGACUGGAUUCAGAUAGAAAGCUUCCGCAAAGUUAUUGACGUUAAUCUUCUGGGAACCAUUGAGGUCACUUUGAAAUUCCUUCCACUUGUAAAGAAAGCCAGAGGCAGGAUUGUGAACGUGUCUAGUAUCAUGGGCCGACUUGCCUUUGGGGGUGGUGGGUACUGCAUAUCGAAAUUUGGUGUGGAGUCCUUCUCCGAUACUCUAAGGAAGGACAUGAAACACUUUGACAUCAAAGUCAGUAUUAUAGAACCUGGCUUCUUCAAGACUCAAAUCACAAAUGUACAGCCAAUUGAGAAAGAGCUGCGAAGACUUUGGAGUGCCCUGACGCCUGAGAUUAAAAGCUCCUACGGGACGGACUACAUUGACAGAUAUUUAAAAGCCCAGAACACGUCAAUGAACCUACUGUUAAGUUCGAAGACAUCACACGUCACAGAUUGCAUGCAGCACGCCUUGACAGCCAAGUACCCGCGGACACGCUACGGUGCAGGAUGGGAUGCAAAGCUCCUCUGGCUUCCUCUUUCAUACCUGCCCACAGCCCUAACGGAUCGAGUGAUUAGAGGAUUACUGCCAGACCCGGCUGAGUCAGGAGUGACAGCAACGCGUCACUCACAGCAGCAGGAGCCCCGCUGAUAGUAAAAGAAGAUUGGGAAAGUCAUGAAGUGAUAGCAUUGUAUGAAUCAGACAUGCUGAAUAGGAAAUGAAAGGGGUUGAGUGGACUUUGCGCUUUGGCAUGUUCAAAAAGUACAGGCAUCCAUAAGAAUAUUCCAGAAAAAAGCUGUGCACUUUUACCUUUAAAUUCACGUCACGGCGGAGUUUGAAAUGAAUACAUUGUACAAACAUACAUAUCUGAGAUGGUUUGACUGGAGCACCGGCCGUAUCCUACCUUUUUUCCCUUUAUUUAGUUUCCUUAAUUUUUUAUUUUCAUCAUCUAUUCUUUUAAGAACUGGGAUUUGGUUGUGGAACUUAAAAUUAGAACUAAUUACUGAGGUGUCCUGCUAAUUAUGGCUGUUUUCUGAUAGUUAUAAAGCACUAGCGCUAGCCAUAGCCGGGUGUUGUGUUUUCCCACUGUGCUUUGUUACGAUUCUU